AUGAGAUCCUUAACUUUUGAAAAAGCAUGCCCUCUAGUUUAUUGUCUUUUCUUGUAUGUUCUCCUACUUUCAUCACAAAACUACUUUCCACAUUUUGCUUCUGCUAGUUCCACUACUGAAGCAGAGGCUCUUCUCCGAUGGAAAGCCAGCUUGUUAAAUCAAACCUCUCAUAAUACCCAACUGAAGGAUUGGAUUUAUCUCCCCAAGAGUAUUGAUACCAAUGCCACAAACUCUUCAAGCAACCGAAGAGCAAAUGGAGGCCCAUGCAAUUGGACUGGUAUUUCAUGCAAUGCUGCUAGAAGUGUCACCAACAUAACCAUUGUUGGUUCCGGCUUACAAGGUAUGCUACAUGAAUUUUCAUUCUCAUCCUUCCCCAAUCUCGAAUAUCUUGAUCUCAGCAUCAAUAAACUCUUUGAUGUCAUCCCACCUCAAAUCAGUUCCCUCUCAAAACUUCUUUAUCUUGACCUCUCUGAUAAUCAGUUUUCCGCGAGAAUUCCACCAGAAAUUGGUCUCCUUAGAAAUCUUACCAUUCUCUAUCUCUAUUCGAAUAAUCUCUCUGACACCAUUCCAAAGGAUGGUUCAAUUCCGGCAACAUUGGGUGACCUGACCAACCUUGCCACUCUCUAUCUCUUUGAAAAUAAUCUUUCCGGAUCCAUUCCAGAAGAGUUAGGGAACCUGAAAUCAUUGGUGGAUCUAAAGUUGAACACCAAUCAACUUAGUGGUUCAAUUCCGGCAACAUUCGGUGGACUGACAAAACUUACCACUCUCUAUCUCUAUUCGAAUAAUCUCUCUGGCACCAUUCCGAAAGAGUUAGGGAACUUGAAAUCUUUGGUGGAUCUACAGUUGAGCACCAAUCAACUCAAUGGUUCAAUUCCAACAAGUUUGGGUGAUCUGACCAACCUCACCACUCUUUAUCUUGACACAAAUGAUCUCUCUGGCACAAUUCCAAAAGAGUUAGGGAAUCUGAGAUCUUUGGAAGAUCUAGAACUGAGAACCAAUCAACUCAAUAUUUCAUUUCCGGAAACACUGGCUGACUUGCAUAACUUAAAAUUUUUACACAUCAACGAGAACCAACUUUCUGGCUCCAUCCCUCAAAAGCUAGGAAACAUGAAGAAAUUGAUUAAGUUGGAAUUACAUACAAACCAAUUUUCGGGUUCUUUGCCCCAAAACAUUUGUCGAGGCGGAUCUCUAACAUACUUUUCAGUAAGCGACAACCAUCUUAUUGGUACAAUCCCUGAAAGCUUCAAGAACUGCACGAGCUUGUUCAUAGUCCAUCUCAAUGGGAACCAAUUCACAGGCAACAUUUCAGAACACUUUGGUGUUUAUCCAAAUCUGAAUUUUAUGGAUCUGAGUGACAAUAAUUUUUAUGGUGAACUCUUUCAAAAUUGGGGACGGUGCCAAAAUCUAGCGACCCUACUAAUUGCCAACAAUAACCUUACUGGUCCAAUACCACCAGAGAUUGGUAACGCAAGCCAAAUUCAAAAGCUAGAUCUCUCUUCAAAUCGUUUAGUCGGGACGAUUCCCAAGGAGUUUGGGAGAUUGACUUCAUUGGAGAAGCUAAUGUUGCAAGACAAUCAACUUUCAGGUGGUGUCCCUGCAGAGUUUAAAUCAUUGAUUGAUCUAGACUAUUUUGAUCUCUCAGCAAACAAAUUCAAUGAUUCAAUUCCAAGCUUUGUAGGUGACUUUACCAAGUUACAUUACUUGAAUUUAAGCAACAACAAGUUCGGUCAAGUAAUUCCAUUUCAAUUGGAGAUGUUAACUCAGUUGUCCCAACUAGAUUUGAGUUAUAACACACUUGAAGGUCAGAUACCAUCAGAUAUUAGCAAAAUGCAGAGUCUGGAAGUAUUUGAUAUAUCCCACAACAAUCUUUCUGGUUUCAUUCCAACAAGUAUGGGAGACAUGCAUUGGCUAACAUAUGUUGACGUGUCCUACAAUCACUUGGAAGGUUCAAUCCCGAACAUCAAAGCAUUUCAAUCAGCUCCUAGAGAAGCACUAGAAGGAAACAAAGGGUUGUGUGGCAACUCCAGUUUCUUGCAACUCUGCAACAAAGAAAGCCAAAAAAAGGACGAUAAACUUGUAUUUAUGAUAAUCUUCCCUAUUCUUGGAGCAUUUGCACUUCUAGCGUUUAUAUUUGCAUUGUUAACAAAAAGGAAAAAGAAGCAUGAGCGUGUAGAAGAAAAGUCUAGGGAUGAAGAGAUUUCUUUAUCUGUGUUGAGUUUCAAUGGAAAAAUGAUGUAUGAGGAAGUCAUUAAUGCAACACAGGAUUUUGAUCCGGUGUAUUGCAUUGGGAAGGGAGGAAAUGGAAGCGUCUACAAAGUAACUUUGUUGAAUGAUGACAUAGUAGCUGUAAAGAAACUCCAUUUGCCAUGCGAUGAUGAUAAGAGUCUUCAAAAGGAAUUCUUGAAUGAAAUCAGGGUGCUAACUGAGAUGCGUCACCGGAAUAUUGUUAAGCUUUUUGGUUUCUGUUCACAUAGGAGACAUUCUUUUUUGGUGUACGAGUAUCUUGAAAAGGGUAAUUUGGCUGCAGUGUUGAGCAAAGAUGAGGAAACUAAGGAACUGUGGUGGAGUAAAAGGGUGACUAUUGUUAAAGGGGUAGCUCAUGCCCUUUGUUACAUGCACCAUGAUUGCUUGCCACCAAUUGUGCAUCGGGACAUAUCGAGCAAAAACAUUUUGCUGGAUGUAGAGUAUGAGGCAUGUGUUUCAGACUUUGGCACUGCCAAGUUCCUAAACCCAGACUCAGCUAAUUGGACUGCCCUUGCCGGCACAUAUGGAUAUGUUGCACCAGAGCUCGCUUAUACAAUGAUGGUAAAUGAGAAGUGUGAUGUAUAUAGCUUUGGAGUGGUGACACUGGAAAUAAUUAUGGGAAAACAUCCAGGAGAUCUUUUGUCAUCUUUAUCGUCCUCACCAACUGCAUUACCAGCCUCUGAAAUGCCAGUUGUGGAUGUUUUGGACCGCCGCGUAUCCCCUCCCAUUGAUCAAGUUACAGGGGAAGUGCUCUCUAUUCUGAAGAUUGCAUUUUCAUGUAUGAAUUCCAAUCCUCAAUCUCGUCCAACAAUGAAGCAAGUUUCUCAACAAUUGGAAUCUCAAAGGUUGCAUUUGUCGAAGUCGCUACAUAUGAUAACAUGUGGUGAAUUGCUUGCUCUCAAUUGUUUGCUGGCUAUUUGAGAACCGAAAAUCGAAGGGUUGGAUUAUGAGAUUUUAGCAGCU
This is a messenger RNA of Fragaria vesca subsp. vesca, 3207 nucleotides long. Its product is annotated as probable LRR receptor-like serine/threonine-protein kinase At4g08850-like. The record is from RefSeq and is a predicted model, not a curated record. Lineage: Eukaryota; Viridiplantae; Streptophyta; Magnoliopsida; Rosales; Rosaceae. Gene Ontology annotation, molecular function: protein kinase activity; ATP binding; protein binding. The transcript has 5 exons. The coding region runs from base 1 to 3165 and encodes 1054 amino acids. Gene Ontology annotation, biological process: protein phosphorylation.